CAUCGGUAGCGAGUACAGAACAAAUAUUGCUAUUUGCCGAGCUCUUCAGCGCGGGGAUAAAACGAUAACAAGAGAUACAGAUCUGAUAAGCCCAUCCACUCAGCGGGUUCAGUGGAAGAUUUAUUUCUCCAUUAAAGUCAUAAGCUCUGCGAAGUUUCAACCGAUCAGUAACCACAAUGCGGAUGCGACUGCUGGUUAUCUGGAUUUCCAUGACUGCUCUACUUCAAUGGAGCAGGGCCCAGGAGGACAAUAUACAAGAGGUCAGCCUAAGUGUAGCCGAAGAAGGUGAACGCCCAGAAAAGAAUGAAGAAAGUCCGUCUUUUAUGGGCACAACAGAUAUGCCUGCUGUUGACAAAGAGCCUGUGGAAACGUCCAUAAUUCAACAAAAUAUACCAUUUGAAGGAGAAAUGGAACAUCAUUCAGGAGAAACAAAUAUGGACGCAGAGGAUAAACCCUCUGAAGGGGCUUCAUUGGAUGAUCCCAAACCAGAAGAGGAUAAAAAAGAGCCGGAAAAAGAAGUUACCAGUACUUCUCCGCCACCAGAAACUUCUGAAUCAGAUAAAGAAACGGAAACAUCGGACCAUUCAGACCCAUCCUCCCAGAUACCUACGGUAUCUGAAGAACCAUCUUUAGAAGCGGAUCCCGAAAUGCCUAAAAAACCAAUGGAGGAAUCCCAUUCCGCAAACGAAACUGCUGAAAUAUCAACGGGAGGAUCGCCCGACUAUCAGGGUGAUGGACCUGGUCACCAAGAUCACACCACAGCCCCAACCACACCUGGAACCCUAACACCUGCUACGCCCCCAAUUCCCAACCCAGUAUUCUCUAUGUUGAGCUGUUAUUCCUGCAUGUUCUGCAACAAUAUAACUAAGGAACUGCCUAAGGCAAACUGCCCACCGAUACCGGGGAAAAAUAAUGGAUGCCGUACCAUUCUUGUUCGAGAUCCUAAUGUCACUCCGGAUAAAAAGAUUUAUAUAAGUCGAGGCUGCAUAUCCGAAUUAGAUACUUUAUCUGUCUAUUGCGAUAAAAAUAAGGAACUGUGCCCCACCUGCUACGAAAACCAUUGCAAUGUUCAUAAUAUGACUCAAUUUGAGCAGUCGCUGGGCUCUGCAGCUGCCGCUCAUCAUCUGGUAGCCCCUCUCCUUAUCUGGAGCAUCUAUUUAUUCAGUUGGCAGGUGCUUUAUUAAAAACUCCCACCCACGCAAUUCUGAGUCAUCAAAACAAUUAAAAAGUUAAUAAAGCUUGGCGCACUUAAAAA
Messenger RNA from Drosophila rhopaloa, 1255 nucleotides. RefSeq names its product mucin-7. Bases 177 to 1184 code for a protein of 335 amino acids. The transcript has a single exon. NCBI's taxonomy places the organism in Eukaryota, Metazoa, Arthropoda, Insecta, Diptera, Drosophilidae. The record is from RefSeq and is a predicted model, not a curated record.